GCUGUGGUUGUUGGGAUGGAGGAACGCAAACAUUGAAGAACUUGGAAUUCGGAACAUGGAAUCGGAAUAUUCGGAUUCUGGAUCGGCCCCCGCCCACUCAGACAGCACAAAACACAAACACACGUCGCGAGGACGAGCAGCAAAAACAGAAUACAACGCAUUGCACACGUUGUGUACAGCAUUUUCACCAAACGUCGUACUGAAAUGUACUGAAAGUACUAUAAGACAGAUUGACAGCUGACUGAGCCGCUGAGCUGUGGAAGGCUCUUGAACCGCUUAAACCUUAAAAUCUGAGGAUUUAAACAGCGAAGCCAUGGAACUUAUAUUAGACAAUCUUGAUGCCAAGGCACCAGCUACAAGCACCAUCAAAUGCAACUUGUCAGCAGCUGUUGUGAGAGACCUGAAGAGUAAAUGUGAGGAACUUAGGAAACUGAUUACUUUGAACAAGGUUUUCAAAGUUGAGGUUAGCUUAGUCGAUAAGCUAAUUUACAGAAACUCCAACCGGCUGAGACUGGACCUUGGCUUCCGAUUCUUCCGAAACAUCAAAAGGUUUUCCACGAAACUAGAACUUUUGAACCUUGAAUUGGUGCUUGAAAACUUUAUGUCUUGUUUGCCUGAAAGUACUUUCGGGCCAUCGUUUUACCUUCCGUCUUGCCAGAUGUUGCAACACCUUUUGCACCAACUGAUAGCGUUUGUGGUCAUCUUGGAGAAGAUAGUCUUCUACUCUGAAAAAUCUGGUAUUCACUUCAUUGAGAGAAUUAAAUCUGGUCACUCUUGGUCAACAGCUUCUGUGUUUCUCGGAGCUGCAUCUCGAGUGAAUCACGUUUGUUCGAGGCUGAGCUGGAAGUGCUGCAAACAGUACAAUGGGCUAGCUACUGCAUUGGACUUCCUUAAGCUCUCUGGGCCCAACUGGACACCUGAUGGGUUCCAAUUCCCAAAAUCACUAGAAGAGGCCUUGUGCGUGGAAAAUCCUUUCAAGAUGAAAGAGAAAAUCUCCACUGAGAGCUCCAAAAUAUUCAACUUGGUCGGAAAGACCGCAGAAAUAGAUGAAGAUAAUGAUGACGUUAUCCAGUUUUAUGAUAGUACAGCGCAAUCUGAACAAACUAGGGAUGCUUGCGAGACUUCUGAGGAUGUUAAACCCAUACUAGAUGUCACAGAGGACAAAGGAGAAAUAGUCCCACGCCAUGAGGAAAUAGUUGUCUUUGACCACGUUAAAAAGAAAAAGAAGAAAAGGGGUCGAUCUGAACCAAAGCAAGUAGAAGUUGUUGACGUCGAGGAUGAAACAGCCCAAAAAAAGAAACCACGAAGAGAGGCAAAGACUGAAAACAAGAUGACAGGAUCAAUGGAGGAAAUGAUUGACCGUAUCAACUGCUGCUCUUCUCUUGCUAAUUUUAUGAAAGUGAUUUCUGAUGCCAACAACGAAUCCUAUUCAUCGGCUAGAAGACAAGUAGCUGGUAUCUUGAAAAUGUUGAAAAAGAAGCCAAAUGAAGUGGCUUCCAUCAAUCUUUUAACGAGAGCAAGAAAUGUAUUGAAAUCUGUCUUGUUGUAACAAAUGAAGAAUAAUUUUUUUAA
Messenger RNA from Cloeon dipterum, 1572 nucleotides. RefSeq lists its product as uncharacterized. Gene Ontology annotation, biological process: positive regulation of Notch signaling pathway. Gene Ontology annotation, cellular component: nucleus. Bases 314 to 1549 code for a protein of 411 amino acids. Lineage: Eukaryota; Metazoa; Arthropoda; Insecta; Ephemeroptera; Baetidae. The record is from RefSeq and is a predicted model, not a curated record. The transcript is spliced from 7 exons.